Molecule: messenger RNA, 6156 nt
Organism: Blepharisma stoltei
Lineage: Eukaryota; Ciliophora; Heterotrichea; Heterotrichida; Blepharismidae
Source: the annotation of a GenBank genome assembly
AUGGAGGUGGACCCUGCUAAUCAAAAAGCUUGCAGAUGUAAAGGAACUCAAAAAUAUAGCUACACGCUAUCUUCUUGCUAUUGUCCAACUGGAUACUACGAUGGCUCAACUUGCCAGAGUUGCACAACUCUUUGCUCGACAUGCGACUCGACUAAGUGUUUAACUUGUCAAGGUAUUGCCAACCUUAUAGUAGACCCUCAAAACCCAACCAAUUGUGUCUGUGCGAGCGGUUACAAUUGGAUUACAGCAACGGGCAAGUGUGAUCAAUGCUCUGUUGGAACUUACUACGAUGGCAACAAAUGUGCUAGCUGCUCAGAUAAUUGUGCAAGUUGUUAUAACGGCAGUGGAUUUUGUGGUGUUUGCAAAGACUCAAGAAUGAUGAUAAGCACAAGCGAGCCAGCAAAAUGCAUUUGCAAAGGAACCCAAAAACUAACUGGAUCAACAUGUUCUUGCGAUGCAGGGUACUACUUUGACGGAUCUACUUGUGUCCAAUGCUCAAGCUUAUGCUCCUCUUGCUCCGAUUACACUGGCGAAUGCAAAACUUGCAAAGAUUCGAAAAUGACUAUUGAUGCAGCCAAUAAGAAGAACUGUAUAUGUAUCGGAGAUCAGAUACUUAACAAUAAUAUGUGUACAUGCCCUGGAAGUAAACAAUUCAACGGCGCUGGAUGUUCUGAUUGCAGCACUUUCUGUUCAAAUUGCAAUGUUGGCUCUAAUACCUGCAACAUUUGUUUAGAUGGAACCAGGAUGUCUCCUGUAAGCAACACUCUAACUUGUGCCUGCAAAGGGAAUCAAAUAGUAACUAAUGCCGGUUGCAGUUGUCCUUCAGGCUCUUACUUUGAUAGCUCAACCUGUUCAACUUGCGGUGAUUUCUGCACUACAUGCACAGAUAUAUCUGGUGUCUGCACUGCUUGUAAGGAUAGUAAAAUGGAAGUUAACCCUACUAAUCAGAAAGUUUGUAGAUGCAAAGGAACUCAACAAUAUAGCUACACGUUAUCCUCUUGCUACUGCCCUACUGGAUAUUACGACGGUUCAACUUGUCAGAGUUGCACAACUCUUUGCUCGACCUGCGACUCGACCAAGUGUUUAACUUGCCAAGGUAUUGCCAACCUUAUAGUAGACCCUCAAAACCCAACUAACUGUGUUUGCGCCAGCGGAUACAAUUGGAUUACAGAAUCGGGCAAGUGUGAUCAAUGUUCUGUUGGAACUUAUUAUGAUGGUAAUAAAUGUGCUGCCUGCUCAGAUAAUUGUGCAAGUUGUUAUGAUAGAACUGGUUAUUGCAAAGCAUGCAACUCAAGAUUUACUCCAAGUACCAUCAACCCAGCUAAAUGCAUUUGCAAAGGAACUCAAAAGUUAAUCGGAUCUACAUGCUCUUGUGAUGCAGGGUACUACUUUGAUGGAGAUACAUGUGUUCAAUGCUCAGAUUUAUGCAGCACUUGUGAAGAUUUAACUGGAGUAUGUAAAACAUGUAAAGACUCGAAAUUAAUGACAUUCGACUCAAACAAUAAUAAAAAAUGCAAAUGUAUUGGAGAUCAGAUUCUUAGCGGUGAUACUUGCAGCUGCCCUAGCAACAAACAAUUCAAUGGUCUUGGGUGCUCUAGUUGUGGUGAAUUUUGUAGUGCUUGCGAUGUUAAUAAUAUAGUCUGCAACACUUGUUUAGAUGGAAGCAAAAUGUCUCCUGUAAGCAACACUCUAACUUGUGCCUGCAAAGGGAAUCAACUUAAAACAAAUACUGGCUGCACAUGUCCGUCAGGCUCUUACUUUGACAGCACAACUUGCUCGACUUGCGGUGAUUUCUGCACUACAUGCACAGACACAACUGGUAUCUGCACUGUUUGUAAAGAUAGUAAAAUGGAGGUGGACCCUGCUAAUCAAAAAGCUUGCAGAUGUAAAGGAACUCAAAAAUAUAGCACAGUGUUGUCUUCUUGCUAUUGUCCAACUGGAUACUUCGAUGGCUCAACUUGCCAGAGCUGCACAACUCUCUGCUCGACCUGCGACUCGACUAAGUGUUUAACUUGCCAAGGUAUUGCCAACCUUAUAGUAGACCCUCAAAACCCAACUAACUGUGUCUGUGCGAGCGGCUACAAUUGGAUUACAGCAACGGGCAAAUGUGAUCAAUGCUCUGUUGGAACUUACUACGACGGCUCCAAAUGUGCUAGCUGUUCAGAUAAUUGUGCAAGUUGUUAUAACGGUAGUGGAUUUUGUGGUGUUUGCAAAGACUCAAGAAUGAUGAUAAGCACUAGCGAACCAGCAAAAUGCAUUUGCAAAGGAACCCAAAAACUAACUGGAUCAACAUGUUCUUGCGAUGCAGGGUACUACUUUGACGGAUCUACUUGUGUCCAAUGCUCAAGCUUAUGCUCCUCUUGCUCUGAUUACACUGGUGAAUGCAAAACUUGCAAAGAUUCGAAAAUGACUAUUGAUGCAGCCAAUAAGAAGAACUGUAUAUGUAUCGGAGAUCAGAUACUUAACAAUAAUAUGUGUACAUGUCCUGGAAGCAAACAAUUUAACGGAUCUGGAUGUUCUGAUUGCAGCACUUUCUGUUCAAAUUGCAAUGUUGGCUCUACUACCUGCAACAUUUGUUUAGAUGGAACCAGGAUGUCGCCUGUAAGCAACACUCUAACUUGUGCCUGCAAAGGGAAUCAAAUAGUAACAAAUGCCGGUUGCAGUUGUCCUUCAGGCUCUUACUUUGAUAGCUCAACCUGUUCAACUUGCGGUGAUUUCUGCACUACAUGCACAGAUAUAUCUGGUGUCUGCACUGCCUGUAAAAGUGAUAAAAUGGAAGUUAACCCUACUAAUCAGAAAGUUUGUAGAUGCAAAGGAACUCAACAAUAUAGCUACACGUUAUCCUCUUGCUACUGCCCUACUGGAUAUUACGACGGUUCAACUUGUCAGAGUUGUACAACUCUUUGCUCAACUUGUGAUUCGACCAAGUGUUUAACUUGCCAAGGUAUUGCCAACCUUAUAGUAGACCCUCAAAACCCAACUAACUGUGUUUGCGCCAGCGGAUACAAUUGGAUUACAGAAUCGGGCAAGUGUGAUCAAUGCUCUGUUGGAACUUAUUAUGAUGGUAAUAAAUGUGCUGCCUGCUCAGAUAAUUGUGCAAGUUGUUAUGAUAGAACUGGGCUCUGUAAAGCAUGCAAGUCAAGAUUUACUCCAAGUCUUGUCGACCCAACUAAAUGCAUUUGCAAAGGAACUCAAAAGUUAAUCGGAUCUACAUGCUCUUGUGAUGCAGGGUACUACUUUGAUGGAGAUACAUGUGUUCAAUGCUCAGAUUUAUGCAGCACUUGUGAAGAUUUAACUGGAGUAUGUAAAACAUGUAAAGACUCGAAAUUAAUGACAUUCGACUCAAACAAUAAUAAAAAAUGCAAAUGUAUUGGAGAUCAGAUUCUUAGCGGUGAUACUUGCAGCUGCCCUAGCAACAAACAAUUCAAUGGACUUGGGUGCUCUAGUUGUGGUGAAUUUUGUAGUGCUUGCGAUGUUAAUAAUAUAGUCUGCAACACUUGUUUAGAUGGAAGCAAAAUGUCUCCUGUAAGCAUUACUCUAACUUGUGCCUGCAAAGGGAAUCAACUUAAAACAAAUACUGGCUGCACAUGUCCGUCAGGCUCUUACUUUGACAGCACAACUUGCUCGACUUGCGGUGAUUUCUGCACUACAUGCACAGAUACAACUGGUAUCUGCACUGUUUGUAAAGAUAGUAAAAUGGAGGUGGACCCUGCUAAUCAAAAAGCUUGCAGAUGUAAAGGAACUCAAAAAUAUAGCACAGUGUUGUCUUCUUGCUAUUGUCCAACUGGGUACUUCGAUGGCUCAACAUGCCAGAGCUGCACAACUCUCUGCUCGACCUGUGACUCGACUAAGUGUUUAACUUGCCAAGGUAUUGCCAACCUUAUAUUAGACCCUCAAAACCCAAGUAACUGUGUCUGUGCCACCGGCUACAAUUGGAUUACAGCAACGGGCAAAUGUGAUCAAUGCUCUGUUGGAACUUACUACGACGGCUCCAAAUGUGCUAGCUGUUCAGAUAAUUGUGCAAGUUGUUAUAACGGUAGUGGAUUUUGUGCUAUCUGCAAGGACUCAAGAAUGAUGAUAAGCACUAGCGAACCAGCAAAAUGCAUUUGCAAAGGAACCCAAAAACUAACUGGAUCAACAUGUUCUUGCGAUGCAGGGUACUACUUUGACGGAUCUACUUGUGUCCAAUGCUCAAGCUUAUGCUCCUCUUGCUCUGAUUAUACUGGCGAAUGCAAAACUUGCAAAGAUUCGAAAAUGACUAUUGACCCAACCAAUAAGAAGAACUGUAUAUGUAUCGGAGAUCAGAUACUUAACAAUAAUAUGUGUACAUGCCCUGGAAGCAAACAAUUCAACGGCGCUGGAUGUUCUGAUUGCAGCACUUUCUGUUCAAAUUGCAAUGUUGGCUCUAAUACCUGCAACAUUUGUUUAGAUGGAAAUAAGAUGUCUCCUGUAAGCAACACUCUAACUUGUGCCUGCAAAGGGAAUCAAAUAGUAACAAAUGCCGGUUGCAGUUGUCCUUCAGGCUCUUACUUUGAUAGCUCAACUUGCUCGACUUGCGGUGAUUUAUGCACUACAUGCACAGAUACAACUGGUGUCUGCACUGCCUGUAAAAGUGAUAAAAUGGAAGUGGAUCCUACUAAUCAGAAAGUUUGUAGAUGCAAAGGAACUCAACAGUACAAUACCGUAACAUCCUCUUGCUACUGCCCUACUGGAUAUUACGAUGACUCAACUUGUCAGAGUUGCACCACACUUUGCUCAACUUGUGACUCGACUAAGUGUUUAACUUGCCAAGGUAUUGCAAACCUUAUAGUAGACCCUCAAAAUCCAACUAACUGUGUCUGUGCUAGCGGCUACAAUUGGAUUACAGCUAGCAGUUCCUGCGAACAAUGCUCUGUUGGAACUUACUACGAUGGCAAAAAAUGUGACAACUGCGCUGCUAAUUGUGCAAGCUGUUAUAACGGGUCUGGAAUUUGUAAAAUCUGUAAAGACCCUAAUAGAAUGGAUCUUAGUGGAACGACAUGCACUUGCAAAGGAACCCAAAAACUAACUGGAUCAACAUGUUCUUGCGAUGCAGGGUACUACUUUGACGGAUCUACUUGUGUCCAAUGCUCAAGCUUAUGCUCCUCUUGCUCAGAUUACACUGGUGAAUGCAAAACUUGCAAAGAUUCGAAAAUGACUAUUGACUCAGCCAAUAAGAAGAACUGUAUAUGUAUCGGAGAUCAGGUACUUAACAAUAAUAUGUGUACAUGCCCUGGAAGCAAACAAUUCAACGGCGCUGGAUGUUCUGAUUGCAGCACUUUCUGUUCAAAUUGCAAUGUUGGCUCUAAUACCUGCAACAUUUGUUUAGAUGGAAACAGGAUGUCUCCUGUAAGCAACACUCUAACUUGUGCCUGCAAAGGGAAUCAAAUAGCAACUAAUGCCGGCUGCAGUUGUCCGGCAGGCUCUUACUUUGAUAGCUCAACCUGCUCGACUUGCGGCGAUUUAUGCACUACAUGCACAGAUACAACUGGUAUCUGCACUGUUUGUAAGGAUAGUAAAAUGGAAGUUAACCCUACUAAUCAGAAAGUUUGUAGAUGCAAAGGAACUCAACAGUACAAUACCGUAACAUCCUCUUGCUACUGCCCUACUGGAUACUACGACGGUUCAACUUGUCAGAGUUGCACAACUCUUUGCUCGACCUGCGACUCGACUAAAUGUUUAACUUGUCAAGGUAUUGCCAACCUUAUAGUAGACCCUCAAAAUCCAACUAACUGUGUCUGUGCCAGCGGAUACAAUUGGAUUACAGAAUCGGGCAAGUGUGAACAAUGCUCUGUUGGAACUUAUUAUGAUGGUAACAAAUGUGCUGUCUGCUCAGAUAAUUGUGCAAGCUGCUACGAUAGAACUGGCUAUUGCAAAGCAUGCAACUCAAGAUUUACUCCAAGUACCAUCAACCCAGCUAAAUGCAUUUGCAAAGGAACCCAAAAGUUAAUCGGAUCAACUUGCUCUUGUGAUGCAGGGUACUACUUUGAUGGAGAUACAUGUGUUCAAUGCUCAGAUUUAUGCAGCACUUGUGAAGAUUUAACUGGAGUAUGUAAAACUUGUAAAGACUCGAAAUUGAUGACAUUUGACUCAAACGAUAAUAAAAAAUGCAAAUGUAUUGGAAACCAGAGUUCGUAG